CCACGCCUUGACUAACGAGCGGAGGGUAUAUAAGGCGAGGGAAAUGAGCGCUGAAUUCACACCACUUUUGCAAUCCUUUUGAUUCACAUUUGAUUUGAUUUAACACUCAAUUGACAAACCGUUGAAGAGAUGGCGCGAACCAAACAAACCGCCCGUAAGUCGACCGGAGGUAAAGCCCCGCGAAAACAGUUGGCCACGAAAGCCGCCCGCAAGUCGGCGCCGGCCACCGGAGGCGUGAAGAAACCGCAUCGUUAUAGGCCCGGAACCGUUGCCCUCCGAGAGAUCCGUCGUUACCAGAAGUCGACCGAAUUGUUGAUCCGAAAGCUUCCGUUCCAGCGAUUGGUCCGAGAGAUUGCUCAGGACUUCAAGACUGACCUCCGAUUCCAGUCGUCCGCCGUUAUGGCUCUGCAGGAGGCUUCUGAGGCUUAUUUGGUCGGUCUCUUCGAGGACACGAAUCUGUGCGCCAUUCACGCCAAGAGAGUGACAAUUAUGCCGAAAGACAUCCAAUUGGCCCGUCGUAUCCGAGGAGAGAGAGCUUAAGUGCCACUCAAUGGCCAUUACAACCAAACGGCCCUUUUUAGGGCCAAUACAUACAUGAAUACUGGACUCAAUUCUCAUUUGCCUUUCAUUUCGUUAUUUUUAACUUUAUUUUAUUACUCAAUAAAUGACUAA
Medioppia subpectinata is the source of this 672-nucleotide messenger RNA. NCBI's taxonomy places the organism in Eukaryota, Metazoa, Arthropoda, Arachnida, Sarcoptiformes, Oppiidae. The record is from the annotation of a GenBank genome assembly.